Morone saxatilis (striped sea-bass) is the source of this 1740-nucleotide messenger RNA. Its product is annotated as H-2 class II histocompatibility antigen, A-K alpha chain-like. Gene Ontology annotation, molecular function: MHC class II protein complex binding. Gene Ontology annotation, cellular component: MHC class II protein complex; membrane. Lineage: Eukaryota; Metazoa; Chordata; Actinopteri; Moronidae. Gene Ontology annotation, biological process: antigen processing and presentation of exogenous peptide antigen via MHC class II; immunoglobulin production involved in immunoglobulin-mediated immune response; positive regulation of T cell activation. The coding region runs from base 121 to 834 and encodes 237 amino acids. The transcript is spliced from 4 exons. The record is from RefSeq and is a predicted model, not a curated record.
GCAGGUUUGUAAUGAUAUCUAUCUUGUUCCAGUAACUCUGUUUUGCACAUGACGUGGUCAUGUGAUUAUGUGUGAAGUUCGGGCUGGCAGGAGAGAGAACAUAUUUGUUCAGUUUCAGUGAUGGUGGCCAAGAGAUCUGCAUUAAUCCUGCUGCUCAACAUCUUCUACACCUUUUCUCAAAUUCCCCACGACAUCAGCUAUGUAGUGGGGUGCUUUGAGAAUGGGACAACUGAAGUGCAGUUUGAAUUUGACGCCGAGGAGGUUUUAUACGUGGAUUUCGAAAGACAAGAGGUUGUAUACACUGUGCCCAGAUUUGUUGUGCUUGACCCAACUAAAUUAUUUGAGAAUAUGCAUGUGUAUAACAAUGCUAUGAAAGCCAAGAGGGCGUGUAAACCACUUGUAGAAUUGCUAAAGGUACAGGAGAAGAACCCACCAGAGGAGAAAGACCCCCCUGAGAGCAUCCUCUACCCUGCAGAAGAAGUUCAGUUUGGAGUUAAAAACAGCCUCACCUGCUUUGUGAAUCAUUUCUACCCACCUGAUAUUAAAGUCAGCUGGACCAAAAAUGGCCGUCCGGUGUCUGAGGGGGUGUCACUCAGCCGAUAUUAUCCCAAUAAUGAUCAAACCUUCCACCAGUUCUCAACCCUGNNGGGCGACAUGUACAGCUGCACUGUGGAGCACUCAGCCCUGGAGAGCCCUAUGACAAGGAUCUGGGAACACGAAUCGACUACUCCCAGUCUUGGACCAGAUAUUUUCUGUGUGCUGGGUCUGACUGUGGGCUUGUUGGGAGUUGCAGGUGGAACAUUUUUAAUGGUUAAGGGACACCAUGGACAGUAAUUUCUGUUCUACAGAGAUGAUCCCAAUAGAUCAUCUACAGUGAAGUCAAAUUUGCAGAAAAGUUGUAAUGAUUGGACAAAAUUUCAAGGUCACACAGAAUUCACAGGGACUGGUUGAAUUUGCAUUAAGUUGCGAUCGAGAGAGAAUCUGCAUCUGCAACUUUUGUCUUUACAAUAGUGUCGUACUGUCUAAAAUGAGGAAAUAAAAUUAUCUACUUUUUAUUACAAGAAGCAUUUUUUGAUUUACACAUUGAAUGUGAAAGAGCUUUAUGGUCUGAAUUAAAUAUUUUAUCUAAUUUCUCUUAUAUUUAAUUCACUGGUGUUUCUGUUCUGCCUUCUAGUGUUUUAAUUCAAACAUUACCAUGUAACGCUGUCUGUCAGGUUCACUGUUAUCUGUAACCUUGAUAUAUGUUAAGAAUAUUGAGGUUUAUACACUCAAUACAAAAUAUUAUUUUACUUUUGUAUAAAAUAUCCUUUUUUAUUUUUCAGUUUCAGGUAAUCUCAGUGAGAUUAAGAUCUAUUUUGCAAGAGUGACCUCAGUACAACAAUAUAACACAUCACAGAUAUCAUUAAAUAGACGUGAUGUUAAAAAUGUAAAAUCAGCCAGUGAGAUAAGACAUUUUAGUUUUAAAAUAAUAUGUAAUUUAUUCCAUUUAUAAAGUGCAAAGGAGCAGAGGGCAGUUUUCAGUAUGUUCCAGUAUGAUCCACAUGGGUGAGAUCUGGUUUUUGGUGAGCAGUAGUUUUAAAUUAUAGAAGAAAAGUGAUUUACUGGGGUUCGCUCCUGCAGGAGAUAUAAAUUAAAAUGACUGAAUGUAGUACACAGUGGUGAACAUGACAUUUACCUCCUGUAAUCAAAGGCAAAGCAUGAAUGAGAAUAAAUUAUAUCUCUAAGAAAGCACAUGAUGGU